AUCCAUAAUUAUCAUAAACACGUUACAUUUGUUAACGCCGUUAGUCCUCGCAUCGCCGUUAGCGUCGCCUACAAAGCCACUAUUAUCAGUCUCGGAUUUUACAGACCAACCGGGAAUAAGCAACUCCGGAAGCAGAUAUGGCAACGCCACGAUUGAAAAAAGACAAAUGUCAGAGGGAUCAUCGUGUGAAGGGUCCGAGGGCCAAUGGAACUGUCUUACGAACCAGUGGCAACGCUGCGCCGCUGGACAGUGGAGCGUCGUGAUGGACUGUGCUGCAGGGACGAUAUGCACACCUGCAGGCUUAACAAACGAUUUCUUCGUACAGUUUGCAAACGGUGCUGCCGGUCCGUCAACGAGCGAUAGCACACGGGUAUCUGAAACUAGAGUUAUGCAUUCGGGGUUAAUUGUAGUAUUGGGAGGUAUAAGUCUGAUGAACACUUUAGUUACCAGUUGAAAUAUUCAUUCUAGAUAUCUACGAGAAGCAUAACAUUCCGCAGAUACUCGGAGAGAAAGUGGG
Molecule: messenger RNA, 517 nt
Organism: Daldinia decipiens
Lineage: Eukaryota; Fungi; Ascomycota; Sordariomycetes; Xylariales; Hypoxylaceae
Exons: 1
Coding region: 167-454 (95 amino acids)
Source: RefSeq, a predicted model, not a curated record